This is a messenger RNA of Cicer arietinum (chickpea), 3224 nucleotides long. Its product is annotated as U-box domain-containing protein 3-like. Gene Ontology annotation, biological process: protein ubiquitination. Gene Ontology annotation, molecular function: ubiquitin-protein transferase activity; protein binding. Lineage: Eukaryota; Viridiplantae; Streptophyta; Magnoliopsida; Fabales; Fabaceae. The record is from RefSeq and is a predicted model, not a curated record.
UGGUGUCCUUAAAUUUUAUAAAUAAAUAAAACCUCUAAUCUAAUUAAUGGUGUCCAAAAUCCAGUCUAUAACAUUAAUAACUGUUCAUUAUUGUCCUAAUUAAUUUUUGCAACUAAACACAACAAAUUUGCAACCAUAUGUAUAUAGCAUUAAGGUCCCACCCUACUAACCCUUUUCAUAUUUUUUCAUUUUUUUUUUGUAAUUUCUUCAAAAAAUAAAUUUCCCUUCUUGUAGUUGUUGGACCCUUUUCUUUCUCAGGCUUUUUCAGACAACUUUGUUGGAAGAUGAAGUAAAGAAUGAAGAUGAAGAAGACCUUCAAUGACAACGAUUUGAAUUCAUAAAAUCACUUGCUUUUGGAAACUUGUACUUCAUUCUUUAUGGUUUGAAGUUGAUCAGGAUCUGUUUUACAACCAUGCAUAUAGGUCAAACGGAUACAGCUUCAGUAAAAUGUCUGAUCAACAGCAUUUCUCGAUUCAUUCUUCUGGUUUCUUGCCAAACAGUGAAACCUAUGCCCUUCCAAAAGAUUUGUAAUAAUAUGGUUGAGGUGUUAAAGCGUUUGAAGCCAGUGCUUGAUGACGUUAUGGAUUACAAUAUAUCUUCACAUGAAAAUUUAUGUAAAGUAUGUGAAGAGUUGGAUAUACGGGUUAAUGAAGCAAGGGAUUUCAUUGAAAAUUGGGGUCCAAAGAAGAGCAAGAUUCAUAGUGUUCUACAAAGUGGUACAUUGUUGAUCAAGUUACAAAGCACUUCACUGGACAUUUGUCACAUGAUAGUUAAAUCCUUACAGUCACCUCCAUCUGCAUCAGUUUUGGCUAACCUCCAGCACUAUAUCCAAGAACUUCAGUGUCUCAAGAAGGAAACGGCGAUGGUCUAUAUAGAAAAGGCACUGAGAAACCAAAGAGAUAAUAUUGAACCUAGCUACGAGCAUCUAAAGGAAAUUAUUGAGUUACUUAAACUGGCAUCAAACCAGGAGCUCUUGAAAGAAAGUAUUGCUGUGGAGAAGGAAAGAUUGAACAUGGAAGGGCAUAAAAUGAUAGGGGAGUUGGAAGAAAUCAAUGAAAUUGUGAAUCUUGUCCGCAACAUAUGUGAUUAUGUGGUGAAAACUGAGUGCUUUUCUGUCAAAAGUGGAGUCUCCCUUCCUCCAUAUUUUCGUUGUCCUUUAUCAUUGGAACUCAUGUUGGAUCCUGUUAUCGUGGCUUCGGGUCAAACGUAUGAGAGGCAGUCCAUCCAAAAGUGGCUUGAUCAUGGACUGACAGUUUGUCCGAAGACUCGUCAAAGACUUACUCACACGAAUCUCAUUCCCAAUUAUACAGUCAAAGCUAUGAUAUCAACUUGGUGUGAGGAAAAUAACACUGACCAUUCGGGUAACUCUGAACACAGUAAUUCUGCCGAUAUCACAACUCCCUCUGAUCACUUAUUGUCUCAAGAAUUAGCUCGAGCAUGUGGUUUCGGGUCUGCACCCAGUGGCAGUUCAAUUUCAAGACCAUCUCUUCAAACUGGAAACGCAUUCGAAAAACAAAAGGGUGACAACUCGUUCAGAUCAAAUGGAGAAUGCAAUGGAUGGCAGAAUGCAGCUAUAGAAAAGUGGGAGCUACAAUCUCCAUAUAAUCACAGCAGAAGUGAAUCGUUUUCAAGUUCAAUCUCUAGUAGUGAUUGUCUACUUGUUGCAGUUUCAAAUAACGUGUUGAAGAUAUCCAAUAAGCAUCAAAAUGCGAAGGUGUUGUCUGGUGAAAUCACAAAUGUGUGUCCUGCUUCUCCUUGGUUAUCCGGAAAACAAUUUCACACCCCUGGACCAGAUGCCAUGCAAAAUGGAAAAAAUGGCAAAAGUGAGACUAGUAUUAGUCAUUCAAGUGUUGAUUCUCGUCUUGUUUCGAACUUGGGAUUGGAUGAAUUGACAGCCUCAUCUCAUGUCAAUAAAUUGAUCGAAGACCUUCGAAGCCAAUCAAUUGAAGUGCAAACUACGGCUGCAGAAGAAUUGCGGCUCCUUACAAAGCAUAACACGGAAAACCGUAUCAUUGUAGGACAAUGUGGGGCUGUCAAGCCUUUACUUUCGUUGCUAUAUUCAGACGGGAACCUAACGCAAGAGCAUGCCGUUACAGCUCUGCUGAAUUUGUCAAUUAACGAAGACAACAAGGCCUUGAUUAUGGAAGCAGGAGCUAUAGAUCCCCUUAUCCAUGUUUUAAAGACAGGAAAUGAUGGAGCCAAGGAGAAUUCUGCGGCAGCUCUAUUCAGCCUCUCUGUACUAGAGAACAGUAAAGCAAAAAUCGGCCGUUCUGGUGCAGUUAAAGCUUUGGUGGAUCUUCUUGCCUCAGGAACACUUAGAGGAAAGAAAGACGCUGCUACUGCUUUAUAUAACCUCUCAAUAUUUCACGAAAAUAAAGCUCGUAUAGUUCAAGCUGGAGCUGUGAAGUUUCUGGUUCAGAUGAUGGAUCCUGAUGAUGGAAUGGUUGACAAGGCCAUUGCUCUUCUGUCAAACCUGUCGACAAUUGCAGAGGGAAGGUUAGAAAUUGCAAGAGAAGGGGGAAUCCCCUUACUAGUUGAAAUUGUUGAAUCAGGUUCUCAGAGGGGAAAGGAAAAUGCUGCUUCUAUCCUCUUGCAAUUAUGCCUUCAUAGUUCAAGGUUUUGUACACUGGUUUUACAAGAAGGAGCUGUACCUCCCUUAGUUGCAUUAUCUCAAUCUGGUACGCUGAGAGCAAAGGAAAAGGCACAACAACUUCUCAGUCAUUUUCGUAAUCAGCGAGAAGGAGCUACCGGGAAGGGAAAAUCAUGAAGAUAGAGAAUUUUGGUUAUUUCAUUACUCCCUCCUUUCUAGCCUAAGUAAUAUUCUAUAUUCCUCUUGAUUCUAUAGAUUUAGGAAUCUUUUCAUUGCAUUCUUUUAAUUUUUUACAUUUAUUAUUUUGGAAACUGUUUUUUAUUUAUUUUUUAUCUUAGUGGUUUGUCAUUUGGUUAUUAUUUCAAAUUCAGAAUGGGUAUCUAUUUUCCAAUUUUUGUAUGUGCUUAAGUUUUUUUUCUUCUUUUCUACUUUGGUGGGUGUUCAUGGGAGGAAUUAAGCCACUUUAUGAAGCUUCAGCUUUUGGUAAGAUGUAAUCCACAACACUAUUCUACUAGAGCAUAGCUGAUUUAGUCCCAAGUAAGUCUAGUACAAAUUUGUACAUAAUAUAGAUUCUUGUGAUCUACUAUAAAUUUGUGUUCCUUAUACUGUUCAUUGAACUUUUUAUUACUAGACA